GCUGAGAUGAUCAUAACCUGAUCAGAGACUGUGAACGAUUGGAAGACCGUCUGAUUUCUGUCAACAUGUCCGCUAUAUUAGGAUCUUACAGACUCGCUCAGAAGAGGAGGGCUGAAAUGUUAAAGACAAAGAAAAAACAGCAGGAGACUAAAAGAAGUUUGCAGGCAAAACUAGCACAGUCUCAAGCCGAGGCAUCGGCCAACUUUCAGUAUUCCGACAGCAAUGGUGGCGCCCAACCGACAGGCGCCCCAUUGUGGGAGGACCCGGUAUAUGACGACUCACCGUUUUCGCACGAAGUCAUAUUCGAUUCGGAGUUUUCAGAAUGGAAGUUCAUGUAUGGCCCGUCUGAGGGCCAGGAAAGCCUCUACGUCGUCAGACUAUACCGACGUGAAACGAUUCUGUACGUGAAUGGCGAAAAACUGGAAUCAAAAGAUUACACCUUGGAGGAACAAAAGAGCAGAGGUGUGAUAAAAAUGCACUUCAUGGUUGGAAAGUUUAAGUGUCAGAUUAUAUCGUCUUUUAUUGAAAAACCGAAUGACCAGAAUCAGACCCUCAUCUUUAACGGAAAUCGCAUCCAGUUUGAAGAAGAUGCGUUUGAGGCCGAGUAAAGCUUGGAUUGUCUGAAGAGGAUACCUCUGUAUUGUGCCUGUGAUAAAAUUACUCUUUUCUCUUAGAUUUGAUAUUAUGUAUUAAAAAUAUACCUUCAAUUCAUGUUGACAGUCGACGUGUCUAUUACGACAUGCUUGUCAAUAACGACAUUAUAUUGUAUAUUUUGGUAUAUGCCGGAUUAACGUUCGCUGUCAUUGCUUCUUUUAUUGGUAUAUACCGUCCGUUUUAAUAUCCUUCGCAUUUCUUGAACAGAUAUAUGUAAUACAUACGGAAAUACAUUACAAUAAGCUUCAUUGAAAAUCUAAUAUCACAAGUGCAAUUUUCUUUUCUAAAUGCCGUUAGCCGCACGUUCAAGCAAGAAGUUAGCAAAUCAAUCUUUAUUGUGAUGCCAAGCGAUAAGUAUAAAUUAUUUGAUGAGCUACGGAUUUUCUACCUGUGUAUUACCUGUGUAUGUUGACACACGUGCACGUUCACAUUCUCAAAGUUUAAAUUAUAUUCAGUAUAUAUUGCGAAAGUUUAGAGAAUAGAGAAGGACUGAGUGUUAACUACAAGGGUCAUUUACAAAUAUUGUUUUAAGGAAUAUGCACUUUUUUGGUGCGUCUUUAAUUCAAUUAAAUAUGCCACCGAUUUCCUGAUUCUUAGAAAUAAACAGUAUACUUUCCCUCAACAACCCAAAGUUUAUAUGGUUAUAAACUUUAAUAUCAACAUAGAUUUUAACAGAACUGACGAUGAAAUCGCGAAAAAAAUGCUCUAAGGAACCUAGAACUAGAGAAGAGAAGAUUCCAGUUGUAUUUAGAUAACGAGAUUUGGAUUUCAGUUUGGAUUCAGUGUGAUAACCAUCCAGGCCGACGUAAGAGCUGAUAGUUUAGUAUCAAGAUGCUCGCAUUAUUUGUGUUAUAAGUGUAUGGUAAACCAGUAUGCUAAGUCGCAUUCAGGAACAUUUUAUAGUUUCUAAUUGAACAAACUCAACUUUCUUCAUAAAACCCAUUUAAGUUACCAACGUUUUUCAGUGGUAAACAUAUACACGGUGAGUAUUUCCAUUAUCUAUGAAAUAUCCAAGUUGAAGUAUUGUUAUGGUGUGUUUUGCUUGUGUACCAUGCACAUUCAUAAUUUGCUAAACGAAAGCCACGUGGAUUGUGAAAGGCAUAUGUGUACUUUUGAGUUUAUGUUUAAUAUGUAACACAAUGGACAUUCACCACCUUCUUUCAAACACGCACAUACAUGUACAAGUUUUAAACAAAACGCAAGCCAGCGACGUUAUCCUUGUCUAAGAGACUAGUUAAUAUGAAGUGGGAAAGAUUUGCAUACUUGUUAAAUAAUAUUCAACGUGCAAGGUUUAGGUACAUAGGCUAUAGAAUAGCAUCAUUUUCUGUUGUAAUGUAGUUUUGGUGUGAGUUGAAUACAACUAUUAUUGUCUGUGUAAAAUUUCUUUCAGGUUCUUAUUGUUUUUCCAUUUUAAUACAAUUUUAUGUCAUGUGUGUUAUUGGAGAAUUUAUAUAUUGAAUGUUCCUGAUUUGAGAUGUUUUAGUAAACUUGUUGGUGAAUAAUAUUUGUUAAUUGUAGUUUGGAAUGUUUUAGCCAGUUAAACAAUGCAUUAUCUUGUUUAAAAUGCUUUAAUUCUCUCACAUCUACCUACGAAUGAACGCUUAUGUAGCAUGUGUGUGUUGCAUGCCCAAACUCGGUGAUAUCUAAUUUAGGAAAUACAUUAUUUCUAGCUUCACAAAGGAUAUGAAAAAAACAUUUUUUUUUAUCUAAAACUGUAUGUGGUCUGCUGAGAUGUUGAAUCAUUUCAUCGUCAUGUGACAUUUUACGUCAGUAAAGUGUCGUUUUGAUAAGCAAGACUGCCAAGCACAUUUGGAGGUUGACUUCUUCACCAAUAGAUUCAAACGAUUUAACGAGCUCCAUGUGAAGUUUUUGCAGACUACUUUAGUUCUCAAGUUAACCAUUGUUCAGCUCUUCCAAACGAGGCCUAUGUAAGUUUACAAGUAAUUAUAACAAAUCUCUCUUUAAGAUUUAUUUUUUCAUUGGAAAUAUCAGUAUGGCGCUUUUGAACGACAUCCCCGGUCGGUUGUUAAGAAGUGGGAAAACCACGGUUGUGUCUGUAAUGAUUAAAAAACCUUCUCCUGAAUAGGUUUCAAUAUAUUUUUCAAUUAAUGAUACGGAAAUACUCGUAUAUCUGCAGACACGUGAAAAGAAAGACACAUGCAAAUUUGACAUACGUCAUCAUUGUGCAAAUGAACCUCGGUAUGAUCAUUUCCAAACGUUUAACAACAGAUAGUUCAAUCAACGAAAUAAUUAGCCUUUAUAGUGUAAGUCCUUUUGAAUGUACUUACAGUUUUAAUAUGUAGUGUUGUUUUUUUUUAAUAUAAAACGAAAAUAAUAACAUUGGUCUGAAAUACAAUCAUGAAUUGUUACUUGGCAAAAAAAAUCUGUUUUUUCUUUCAUCGUAUUGGGACAUUUAAAUUUAUCUAUUUUGUUUCGAACUUAAUAAAAGCAAACUAGGAUUCAGUGAAAAAUCAAUUAUUUGAACGCAAUAUGAAUAGCAUAUAUGCUUUCAGUGAUGUAAAUAAAUGAUGAAAAAAUUGAAAUUAAAAUCGAUGUAUUUCGCUUGAUUUUAUACGAGAGCUUUACCUGUGAUGUAUGUGUGACGGUAUGUGUACACUUGUAUGCAUAUACAACAGGUCAUACCAUUGGCGACAUUGAUUUCCAUACAACUGAGUCUGCAUACAGCUUAGUGUCGUCGGUACCUUCACACACGCAUUACUCGGACCUUGAUUGUUUAAGCCUUGUAUUGAAUAAUAAAAAAAAAAUCUUUCUCAAUAUUGAAUAUUGUCUUGUAUAUUGAUAUACCAGGACAUGUGGUGGCUUCUAUUGUAUGUUAUAUUACUGUGUUCAUCUUAGACUUCAAGAUACAUUACACAUUUCUUUUCCUUGAACAGUAAGUUUCUAAUUAACUGUUGUUUAUAAAAAAAAUAAUGCGAUUUCCUAUCUGCUUAUGUUAUUAAAUUUGCUAAUAACAUUACUAACUCCCUUGAUUUCGUUUGAAAAUGAAAGAAUAUACGUCCGAUAUCAAUAUAAUAGAAAGGAUACUGCAACACAGGGAAAAUAAAAUAUCUCUAGAACAUUCAAAAUUUGCAAGACACAAUCAUAUUCAAUAUAUCACUCGACAUUUUUGUCUGGUUGAGGCAAUAUUUCAAGUAUCUUUUGCAUAUAUUCACAUAAUAAUGUCACUAUAAAACAGAGAAGCUCCUUUAAAAAUGUUUUGAAACCCAUUAUAAAGCAUUUCAGGUUUGCCUCAAAUAUUCCAUGAAAUUUUCCAGUUCGUAAUAUUUGAUAGCUACACGUUUCACAUUAACUUUGUGUUGGCCACAUGUGCAUUAUAUUUUAUCGACUCUUGUGUUCGUGCAUUUUAAAUCUGAAAUAUUUUAUUUUAUAAAUGUUAAAUAUAUUGUUUUAGAUGAAAGCUUUACAAAAGUUGGAUACAUUUUUAUUGAAUGAAUAUAUGUCAUGAAAUAAGUUUUUUACUCAUCUUUUGUUAUCUUUAUAUCAUCCACAUUCAUAUGCUCCGAUUUGCUUUUACAUUUCUCUUUCCAUUUAUGCAAAUAAAAUGAAAAAGACAGUCACGAAAGUCAUUCGAAGUUAACGUACACUAUGGCAAUGAAUUAAAGUUAGUUUGAAAAAGUCUGAUUGUAAUAAAAGAGUUUGAACAGUUUGAAAUAUUCUUCUUACUAUGGUCUACUAUAUAAACCAAAACCAAUUUAAGAACAUUUGGUAACGUAUGUAUUAUUUAUGACAAAUAUAGGUUGUUUAGCAAAUUAAGAUAUUUGUCGUAUUUUUUUAAAUAUUUGGAUUUAAUUAAACCAAAAUAAGAUGAAGAUGUAUCUUAACUUGCUAGCUAUAUAGUAUAUUUAUUUAGAAAAAAAAUAUCACAGAAACUAUUUCUUUCUUAAUUAUUUGUCAUAGUACAUUGUAACUCCUUUUGGAGUUCUGAAAUCGGAUGUCUGCAUAACCAUCGAAUUUAAUACCAAUACAACAAAUACCUAUUGAUGUUUGUGGUUUCAUACAGGACUGGGGAGUAAUGGCGAGUUGUGAGUACACUCAUGUUGGUUUUUGAUCACCAUUCAUAUGUUAUUGUGUUUUAGGGACGCCGUACGAAGUUAGAAUUGUUAUACAUUACAAUCUAGAAAGUAAAAUGAACGAUACAAUAAAAGUAUUGUAUACACA
This is a messenger RNA of Mizuhopecten yessoensis (Yesso scallop), 4833 nucleotides long. RefSeq lists its product as uncharacterized. Bases 66 to 608 code for a protein of 180 amino acids. NCBI's taxonomy places the organism in Eukaryota, Metazoa, Mollusca, Bivalvia, Pectinida, Pectinidae. The transcript is spliced from 4 exons. The record is from RefSeq and is a predicted model, not a curated record.